Messenger RNA from Musa acuminata AAA Group (dessert banana), 508 nucleotides. RefSeq lists its product as uncharacterized. The coding region runs from base 122 to 331 and encodes 69 amino acids. NCBI's taxonomy places the organism in Eukaryota, Viridiplantae, Streptophyta, Magnoliopsida, Zingiberales, Musaceae. The record is from RefSeq and is a predicted model, not a curated record. The transcript has a single exon.
UAGGCCUCUUUCUCCUUAUCCCUCCCUCAUCCUCUCGCUCUCAAGUCCUCUUGCAUAGACUCCAACACAGGAAGCACAGCAGCUCAGUGGUAUCGGUUGUUGUAGGAGGAGAGAGAGAGAGAUGGCGGACUGGGGGCCGGUGUUUGUGGCGGUGGUGCUCUUCGUGCUGCUGUCGCCGGGGCUACUGUUCCAGAUACCGGGCAAGGGCCGGGUGGUGGAGUUCGGCUCGCUACAGACCAGCGGCGUCGCUAUCUUCAUCCACUCCAUCAUCUUCUUGGGCCUCGCCGCCGUCUUCAUGCUCGUCAUCGGCAUCCACGUCUACCUGGGCUAGCUAGCUCGACCUCCGCAUGCACGCCAAAGCACCAAAGGCUUCUCUCCUCCCUUUUCUCUUGAUGUAAAGUGCAAGAGGGUCCUGUGAAUUCAUUUCACAGCUUUCUUCUCUCUCUUGAUGUUUAUUCAAGAUCAUGUGUAUUUUAUAUCUAUCCAAAUUCAAACUCGAUUCCAAAUA